Ostertagia ostertagi is the source of this 783-nucleotide messenger RNA. NCBI's taxonomy places the organism in Eukaryota, Metazoa, Nematoda, Chromadorea, Rhabditida, Trichostrongylidae. The record is from the annotation of a GenBank genome assembly.
AUGGAAAAGGAAAAAUUCAGGAUCAGAGAAGCGAAGUUUCCCGAGAAGGACAAAUUCCAAUGCUCGUUCUGCUCUAAAGUUUACUUUACUCUUCAUGGUUUGCGAACUCACAUGGAGAAAGCGCAUAAAGAGCACAUGGAAGACUAUGAUGAGAAGCCCCGUGCCACAGUGACCUGUCCGUUGUGUCACGAGCUGUUCCGCACAGGAUAUGAGCUCUCGUCGCAUUGUAACGAAGCACAUAAUGGCGAAAAUGACCAAGACUUCUCAAUUAUCGAGGGUGUGUUUGCGAGCGAAGAAGAAUUCAACGGAUGGAUGGAUUCCGUGGAAUGUUUGACAAAGGUGCGAUUUAUGAAGAGAACUUCUCGAGCCUGCCGAAAUGGAAGGAAUCAUCUCUUCGUUUGUGAGCAUGCUAGAGGGAAAGGAGACGUUGUUGAUCCGAAAGAGAUGCAGCAGCGGUUUUCGAAGAGCAAACGUGUUCACUCGCAUUGCCCAGCUUUUGUUAAAAUUGUGGAAAACCACGAAGAUGGUUCGAAUGAACUGCGCUAUGUAGCGUGCCUGGGUCAUUUAGGCCACAAAAUAGGCCAUGAAUCACUCAAACCUGAGAAAUACACUCACAAGCAUUUCAACAAUCAUCAGAAACACAAGGAAGCGCUACGUUAUUAUGGCGAUAAACAGGAUAUGAUAGUCGAGUUCUCAGACAACACAUGGGUAGUUGUGGCGGAAGGAGGUGAAGAGCACUGCGUUUCUGUCGGCAGUCCUUGUCGUGGCAGAUGUGAUAACAAG